UGUGUGCACGUGCCCACGUGGUAUAUAUGUGUGCGCGCGUAGUUUUAAUACAUAAUACAUCGCGUUAUUGCAUCGCUGAUAACUCGCGCGGAACACGGCCGCCGGGCGCCGGGCAGUCCGGGCAGUGCGCCGAUGGAUCGCGUGACGCGCGUUGGAGAAUCGACACGCAAGGGUUUGUAGGUUAGACCGCGAGGCUCCGAGAUUGAUCGACGCGGGAGGAAGAAAGAGGAGAAGGAUUUAAAGCACGAUGCGGGCGGCUAUCGCGGUGUGCUGCGUCUUCCUCGGCUGCUGCACCAACGUCGUGUUUCUGGAACUGCUGGUCAAGGAUGAUCCUGGCAGUGGAAAUCUCAUCACGUUCUCGCAGUUUCUCUUCAUAGCAGUCGAGGGAUUUCUGUUUACGUCCAAAUGCGGCACCGUCAAACCAAACGUAGGCAUAAAGGAUUACUUUAUUUUAGUCACAAUGUUUUUUAUUGCCAACGUAUGCAAUAAUUAUGCGUUUGACUUUAAUAUUCCUAUGCCACUGCACAUGAUAUUUAGAGCUGGUUCUCUAAUAGCCAACAUGAUUAUGGGUAUUAUUAUUUUAAACAAGAAGUAUACGUUUAGCAAAUAUUUAUCAGUAUUUAUGAUCACCGUGGGAAUAGCGCUCUGCACAAUCGUUAGCGGCAAGGAGAUCAAGUCCUUGCAGCAGAAAAAUGUGGAGCAAGUAGCUACGACGCCGUGGGACGACUUCUUCUGGUGGAUCUUGGGCAUAUCUCUGCUCACGAUCGCCCUAUUCGUUUCCGCUAGAAUGGGUAUUUAUCAGGAAGUACUGCACAGCCGGUACGGUAAAAACGCGCGAGAAGCUUUGUAUUAUACACAUCUGUUACCGUUGCCAUUCUUCCUAAUGCUAGCGCCUAAUAUUUAUGAUCACUGGAACUUUGCGCUCGCAUCUGAGCCACUGAGGUUGCCUGUGAUCGGUGUACAUAUCCCAUCGUUAAUCGCAUAUUUAAUUGGAAACAUUCUGACGCAAUAUAUGUGCAUCAGCUCUGUAUUCGUAUUAACUACGGAGUGCAACUCCCUUACGGUUACUCUGGUAAUAACAUUGCGAAAGUUCCUGUCGUUGUUAUUCUCUAUAAUCUAUUUCAAAAACCCGUUUACUAUAUAUCAUUGGACUGGUACGUUACUAGUCUUCAUAGGUACAGUUAUUUUUACGGAAGUGAUACCAAAGAUUACGCAAAGCUUACAACAGACGAAACCUAAGACGAAAAAAACGGAAUAGGUGCAUUAACUUUAAAAAUAAGACAGGCAAAUAAUUAUCUUUUAUUUCUAUCGAUUAUGUAACUAUGAAUUGUUUAAGGCAUUUUAUAGUGAUUGUGUCAUUUCGAUACGUACGGAAGCAUAAAAGAGAUUCUCGGAUAGAUAUGAUGUGGAAAAUGAUGCCCGUCCAUUGUUUUGUAUAAUAUAUGCUUUUGUAAAAUAA
This is a messenger RNA of Temnothorax curvispinosus, 1459 nucleotides long. RefSeq names its product UDP-xylose and UDP-N-acetylglucosamine transporter-like (gene Efr). The transcript is spliced from 5 exons. The coding region runs from base 248 to 1258 and encodes 336 amino acids. Lineage: Eukaryota; Metazoa; Arthropoda; Insecta; Hymenoptera; Formicidae. Gene Ontology annotation, biological process: transmembrane transport. The record is from RefSeq and is a predicted model, not a curated record. Gene Ontology annotation, molecular function: UDP-xylose transmembrane transporter activity; UDP-N-acetylglucosamine transmembrane transporter activity. Gene Ontology annotation, cellular component: endoplasmic reticulum membrane; Golgi membrane.